Molecule: messenger RNA, 787 nt
Organism: Aspergillus ibericus CBS 121593
Lineage: Eukaryota; Fungi; Ascomycota; Eurotiomycetes; Eurotiales; Aspergillaceae
Product: dynactin subunit 5
Exons: 2
Coding region: 64-669 (201 amino acids)
Source: RefSeq, a predicted model, not a curated record
CAGCUGUACAGAACCACGCUUCUCCGCUUUCAAUUCCACCAACUCCAAGUCCUCUAGCUCAGCAUGCCUCCCAAAGCGCCAAAGGGCGAAUAUAUCGAAACAGACACAGGCAACAAAAUCUCCCGCCGGUCGUUAAUCCACGGAACCCAACACAUCAUUCUCGGCGGCAAGACCGUCAUCCAAGCCGAUGCCGUGAUCCGCGGCGACCUCUACCGUUCCUCCUCCUCCGCCUCCUCGACAGACCCCCAACAAGCGGCCGCCGCAACCCCAAACAGCCCCUCCGUGGCCAUCACCGUCGGCCGAUACAGUUACAUCUCGCGACAGGCGAUUCUGCGACCCCCGUCGCGGUUACAUCGGGGAGUCUACUCGUUCUAUCCGCUCAAAAUCGGAGAUCAUGUGUUUGUAGGCGAGCGGGCGGUGGUGGAGGCCGCGACGGUGGGGAAUCAUGUGCAUAUCGGGAAGGAUGCGGUGGUGGGGAGUAUGGCCAUCUUGAAGGACUUUGCGUAUGUGUUGGAUGGGGCGGUGGUUGCGCCGGGGAUGGUGGUUCCAAGUUGGUGUGUGGUGGGCGGAGCGCCGGCGAGGAUUGUGGGUGAGGUUGGGGAAGGGUAUGGGGUUGAGGGAGCCGAGGGGGGCAUGGCUAGGGAGAGGUAUAGGUUGGUUGGGAGAUAGGGGUUCCGGGUUGGGUUUGAUGAUUGAUGAUCAUGUUCAUGCUUCUGUUGUUUUUGGUACUGUAUGUGUCUUAUUCUCAGUAUACCCCAGGUUUAGUUUAUGUCUCAUUUAGGGAUCG